AUGCCCAAGGGCCCCCCGCCGCGCAACGAGGCGAUCGACAUCGCGGUGAAGCGCAAGCCCGUGCGGCUCGUCGACCCAGAGACGGGGGCGCUCCUGCCCCCCGCACCGCUCGAGGACGUGCUGGAGCGCGUGGACCGCAAGACGCAGCACCUCGAGCUCGUCGAGCUCGAGCCGGCGCCGGUCGUGCGCAUCGUCAACCAGAAGGCCGCGUACGGACGGACGCGCGAGCGGCGCGUGGGGAAGGCGCUGGGGCGCAAGGCGGAGGAGAAGGAGCUGCAGCUGACGUGGAGCGCGGCGCCGGGGGACAUCGAGGUCAAGCUGAAGAAGGCGCACGCGGACCUCGCGGACGGCUGCCGCGUCACGCUCGUGUUUGCGCCGAAGAAGGGCAAGUGGACGGACAUGUCGCGGACGGAGCAGGAGGAGAUCGUGGAGGGCGCGGUGAAACAGCUGGAGGACGUCGCGAAGGAGUGGAAGCCGCGGCAGCGGCAGGGGUACGCAAUGGCCGCUUUCCUGGAGAGCUUGCGGGGGCGGAAGCAAGUGCUGGACUUGGAGUGGGCACACGAGGGCAAGGACGGCUGGGACGGCCUCCACUUGGUGGAGUCCGCGCUGCGUAAAGGUGCGCGUGUCGAAGCCGUGUUCCAGCUUCCCUCCCCUCCAAAGAAGGGAGCAUCUACCCUUGCAGACCCUCGCGCGGUUGACCCGGCGGAAGUACAGGACCGUUUCGACAAGACGAUAGCCCGUUUGUUGGAGCUCGGCAGCGAAUUCCGCCCACGGGAUACCCAUCGAAGUGCCGUUACGGUCUACCUCGAAGGCAACCGAGCAACCUGA
Epithele typhae is the source of this 828-nucleotide messenger RNA. RefSeq lists its product as uncharacterized. Gene Ontology annotation, biological process: mitochondrial translational initiation; ribosome disassembly. Lineage: Eukaryota; Fungi; Basidiomycota; Agaricomycetes; Polyporales; Epitheliaceae. The record is from RefSeq and is a predicted model, not a curated record. The transcript has a single exon. Bases 1 to 828 code for a protein of 275 amino acids. Gene Ontology annotation, molecular function: translation initiation factor activity; ribosome binding. Gene Ontology annotation, cellular component: mitochondrion.